CCUGUGAAAACGUGGGAGAGCGAGUGAAAGGCAAGCGGAGAAAAUACUGUCCGCACGAAGUGACGGCGCUAGUGCUGGGCGUGCAGCGGUAUGCAGACGACAGUUGUCCGUGGAGUUCCAUCCUGCGCGACCCUCAUCUGGGGCAUUUAUUCCACGGCCGUAGCGGAGUGGACUUGAAGGAUAAAUGGCGGACGUUGAUCAAGACGCGACCGGAGCUCGCAGCGUACACUGAAAACCGAAAGAACCACCGCAAAUACCGCCCGUUUUCAGCCACGGAAGAGCGAGCGCUACUGGAAGGAGUCAAGAAGUACAAUGGACAGAGGAAUGUGUGGUCGCUCAUACUCAUAGACAAGGAACUGGGUCCGCAGUUCAAUGACAGAUCAAACGUGCAACUUAAGGACAAAUUCCGGACCAUGCGGAGAGCAGGAGCCACGUCCUCGUUGCUGGUUAGCGGAGGUGCAGCAACUCAACGAGCGUCUGCGGCGUCUACGCCCACGUCGGACAGCGCCGCGAGCUCAGGAACGACUACGACGACCACUUCGACGACUUCCAGGACUUCUGCAGCGCUGACGGCCGCAGUAUCAGCAGCAGUCAAUGGAACGAGCAGAGUUCCAUCGACAGUGACGUCAGCGAGUCAGCAAGCGGCGACUCUUUUGGUGCAGAACAGCAACGCAGCGUCUGCCAUGUUUGCAGACCCGAAUUUGUAUCUGGCAGGUUCAUUUUCGAUCCCUCAUAUGUCCC
This is a messenger RNA of Phytophthora nicotianae INRA-310, 741 nucleotides long. RefSeq lists its product as hypothetical. The transcript has a single exon. The record is from RefSeq and is a predicted model, not a curated record. The coding region runs from base 373 to 570 and encodes 65 amino acids. Lineage: Eukaryota; Oomycota; Peronosporomycetes; Peronosporales; Peronosporaceae.